Arvicola amphibius (Eurasian water vole) is the source of this 2241-nucleotide messenger RNA. It is a transcript of the gene P3h4, whose product is annotated as prolyl 3-hydroxylase family member 4 (inactive). The coding region runs from base 84 to 1433 and encodes 449 amino acids. Lineage: Eukaryota; Metazoa; Chordata; Mammalia; Rodentia; Cricetidae. The record is from RefSeq and is a predicted model, not a curated record. Gene Ontology annotation, molecular function: protein binding; collagen binding. Gene Ontology annotation, biological process: collagen fibril organization; peptidyl-lysine hydroxylation. The transcript has 8 exons. Gene Ontology annotation, cellular component: endoplasmic reticulum.
CCCAGGAGGAGCUCCGAGGGGUGGGGGUGCUGAAGCCCGUCGGUCCUCCGGCUGCUCCGGGAGCCUCGGGGCGCGGCGCGGGCAUGGCUCGCCCGGCGUGGGGGUUGCUGUGGCUGCUGCUGGGCAGCGCGGGCGCGCAGUACGAGAAGUACAGCUUCCGAGGCUUCCCUCCGGAGGACCUGAUGCCUCUGGCCACGGCCUACGGCCACGCUCUGGAGCAGUACGAGGGCGAGAGCUGGCGCGAGAGCGCUCGCUACCUGGAGGCGGCGCUGCGGCUGCACCGGCUGCUGCGCGACAGCGAGGCCUUCUGCCACGCCAACUGCAGCGGCCCCGCCGCCUCGCAGCCCCGGCCGGCGCCCGGCCCGGACGGUGACGGCGAUGGCGAUGGCGAUGGUGAAGACUGGGCGCGCGAGCUGCGGCUCUUCGGUCACGUCCUGGAGCGCGCCGCCUGCCUGCGGCGCUGCAAGCGGACGCUGCCCGCCUUCCAGGUCCCCUACCCGCCGAGGCAGCUGCUGCGCGACUUCCAGAGCCGCCUGCCCUACCAGUACCUGCACUACGCGCACUUCAAGGCGAACCGACUGGAGAAGGCGGUGGCUGCGGCCUACACCUUCCUCCAGAGGAACCCCAAGCACGAGCUGACCGCCAAGUAUCUCAACUACUACAGGGGGAUGCUGGAUAUCGGAGAUGAGUCCCUUACGGACCUAGAGGCCCAGCCUUAUGAGGCUGUGUUCCUCCGGGCUGUAAAGCUCUACAACAGCGGAGACUUCCGCAGCAGCACAGAAGACAUGGAGCGGGCCCUGGCUGAGUACAUGACGGUCUUUGCUCGGUGUCUGGCUGGCUGUGAGGGGGCCCAUGAGCAGGUAGACUUCAAGGACUUCUACCCAGCCAUAGCAGAUCUCUUUGCAGAGUCCCUACAGUGCAAAGUGGACUGCGAAACCAACCUCAUCCCCAACGUAGGUGGCUACUUUGUGGACAAGUUUGUGGCCACCAUGUAUCACUACCUACAGUUUGCCUACUACAAAUUGAAUGACGUGCGCCAGGCCGCCCGCAGUGCUGCUAGCUACAUGCUCUUUGACCCCAAGGACAGUGUCAUGCAGCAGAACCUGGUGUAUUACCGCUUCCACCGGGCUCGCUGGGGCCUUGAAGAGGAGGACUUCCAGCCCCGGGAGGAGGCCUUGCUCUACCACAACCAGACCGCCGAGCUUCGGGAGUUGCUGGACUUCACACACAUGUACCUUCAGUCAGAUGAUGAGAUGGAACUGGAGGAGACAGAGUCACCCCCAGAUAAAGUGGAGGAGACAGAAGAACUCCCAUCCGAUGCCGAGUUUGAAGGGGAGGGCGACUAUGAGGAGGGCCUCUAUGCAGACUGGUGGCAGGAGCCAGAUGCCAAGGGCGACGAUGCCGAGGCUGAGCCAGAGCCUGAACUGGCUUAAGAGUGGUGGUGUACAGCUUUAAUCCCAGCACUUGGGAGGCAGAGGCAGGCCGAUCUCUGUGCGUUCGAGGCCAGCCUGGUCUACAAAGCGAGUUCCAGGACAGCCAGGCCUACAUGGACAAGUCCUGUCUUGAAAAACCAAAAAGAAAAGAAAAAAGAGCGGUAACGUGGUGCUCCCCUCAAACUCAGGAUACCGGGCCAGGAGCAAGAACUAUUUAUUAAAACAUAAAGUGACCUGGUGUGAUGGUGCAUGCCUUUGACACCAGCACCCAAUGGGGCAGAAACAGGCAGAUCUAGUUCCAGGCCAGCCUUGACUACGUAGUGAGAUGCGGGCCAGCUGAGGCUACAUGAUGAGAUCUUGUUUCAAAACAAAAAUAGCUGAGUGUGGUGUUGCAGGCCUUUAAUUCCAGCAGUUGAGAUGCAGAGGCAGGUGGAUCUCUGUGAGUUCAAGGCCAGCCUGGCCCACAUGGUGAGUUCCAGGCUAGAUAAGGCUACACAGUGAGACCCUGUCUCAAAAAGAAAAACCUUAAAAGGGACAUAGUUGGCCUAGCUCCCACCCAGACUCUACUGUGCCUCUCAGAAUGGUGGCCAUGUUACUGGCUGCCACAUGAGCUGUUGGGGAUCCCUCCUUCCCCUUUCUGCGCCUCCAAGUUGAACAUCCUCCUGAGGAAGUUUUCAGCUUCUGGCUUGAGUCUACAGGACUGAGGCCAGCCAGGUCUGUCAGAGCUGCAGAGGGGGUUGUGAAGAACACGGGCUUGGAGUUCUGGUGCUCAAUAAAUGUUUAUUGUUGGAUGAAUCACUGCACCUGA